This is a messenger RNA of Betta splendens (Siamese fighting fish), 1271 nucleotides long. Its product is annotated as sialic acid-binding Ig-like lectin 7. The coding region runs from base 252 to 1256 and encodes 334 amino acids. The record is from RefSeq and is a predicted model, not a curated record. Lineage: Eukaryota; Metazoa; Chordata; Actinopteri; Anabantiformes; Osphronemidae. The transcript is spliced from 5 exons.
GCCACACACUCAGCGGUGGAUCGGUGUCAUAACAUCAGACUUCUGCACGAGCUCAGACGACACGUCUGCCACCAAACUGGGAACUCGGCUCAUUUACUGAAAAUAGGAUAAACUUUAUUAUUUACUUUUAUUAUUUAUUUUAUUUAACUUGUUAUUUACUACGAAUCCACAAACUGUAAUUUAUAUGCUAUUGUACUGUUAAGCUGUAAACACAGAGAUCUCAUCUGGAAACGGUGAGUCGGUGUGUGAACAUGGAGACGGUCAGUGUCUUACUGAGCGUCCUCUGCGUUUCUGGAGCUUUGGCUCAGUGCCCCAACAAGGUUUCAGAUCUCUUCAUCACCGCACCAAAAACAAUGGAAGCACUGACUGGAUCCUGUCUCAUGAUCCCAUGUAGCUUUAAAACUAAACCAGAAAAUCAAACCAUCAGCGGCGGAACCAUCUACGGAGUGUGGAUUAAAAAUGACCCAAGAUUUAGUCUAAACCCAAACAAUGUGAUCUACAACGGCAGUAAGACAGUUAACAGUUAUCCAGUGAAUAUCACUGGAAACCUGAGGCAGAGAAACUGCACCACUCUGUUCUCUGAUCUGAAAGCAACACACACAGACUCGUACUACUUCAGGAUAGAGAAUGGAGCACUAAAAGCAACAGCUGCCUGUGAUCCUGUUCAAAUCAAUGUUACAGAUUCUCCUCAAAAACCCAGGAUUGAAAUCUCAGGUGAUCUGAGGGAGGAUGUGUCUGUGACUAUAACCUGCUCAGCUUCCACUCCCUGUCCACACCUCCCUCCUAAACUCACCUGGAAUCUACAAGCAGAGCCUGACAACCACAGAGAGGGAAACAGAGAUGGAACCUUCACUACUAAGAUCCAGAAGACCAUCACUCUGUCAGACAAAUAUGAUGAACUCACCAUCAACUGUUCUGCCUCAUAUCCUGUGACUGGAGACAUCAAGACAGCACAGACUCAGCAGACUCUCAAUGUUUCAUAUGCCCCCAAGGACACCUCAGCCUCCAUCAGUCCAUCAGCUGUGGUGUCAGCAGGUAGCUGGGUGAACCUGAGCUGCUCCAGCAGAGCCAGGCCUCCUGUCAGCAGCUUCACCUGGUUCCAGAUCAGCAGUGAUGGAGCCAAGGCCAACGUAUCUAAAGGAGCCUUCUACACAUUUAAUGCCACAGGUGGAGGAGUUUACCAAUGUGUGGCCUCCAAUGGCCUGGGUGCCCAGCCAUCACAACAGAUUCAUCUGACUGUUGGAGGUAAACACUGACCUGGAAGGACAUUU